Messenger RNA from Cantharellus anzutake, 1230 nucleotides. RefSeq lists its product as uncharacterized. The record is from RefSeq and is a predicted model, not a curated record. The transcript is spliced from 2 exons. The coding region runs from base 1 to 1230 and encodes 409 amino acids. NCBI's taxonomy places the organism in Eukaryota, Fungi, Basidiomycota, Agaricomycetes, Cantharellales, Hydnaceae.
AUGGCAACUGCUCUCAUCACAUUCAUUCUCGCCAACAACGCCUACUCCACGCCGAUCCUCCCCUAUCCACCUUUCAACGCCACCAGUUUGUCGAUAAAUAUAUCCGAAGCAUGCAAUGACCUUCGGAAUUGCCGUACGAUGUGGAAUCUCGUUUACAGCUGUCUCCUAACAAUAUUCACCUGCGUAUGGACGGCUGUACACCCGAAUGUGGUGGAAGGAGAUAGGGGUGAUAUGAAUCUGGAAGAUGAAAUAAUGAGAAAUGAUCGUUUCGGCUUGAUGAGGAGUUCCCUGAUUUUCCCAGAAUUGGUUGUUGCUAUGGCAUGGAAUGAAUUCUCAGAAGCCUGGAAAUUAUCAAGGGAAUGUAAAAAUGUCGAAGGGUGGACACUUGUGCAUUCAUACUUUCUCAGAAUGGGAGGUUUCAUCGAUCCAACGACACAUUUCUUUCGUCGAUAUGAUUCCUCCUCCCUUGGCCAAUACCCUGGUAUCAUUCAGAAGACGGGAAAUCGUCAGGUUGUCGCGGUGACGAAGCAGGAACUUCUCCACAAAAGCAAAGGCGAUCCUUUAUCCAAGUCUAUUGUAUCUCUUCAAUUGCUGUGGUUCAUCGCGCAAUAUGUGGGGCGAGGGGUGGAACAUCUGCACAGAUCGCAGCUUGAGACAGUGACGCUUGGAUACUGCGUACUGAGCAUUGUCAUCUGUGCGUUGUGGUGGCAUAAGCCCCUUGAUGUCCGUUCACCAAUCCAAGUGACGAAAGAAGACCCAGCUCAGCUUCUGACUUCCGAGGCCAAUGUUGCUCGAGUGCCUCUUGAGGUAGAGAACGAGGCGGAUUCACCUCCACUUACAGCCAAAGUCAUUGGCCGAGUUUGUGACGCAUUUGCUGAAUUGGAGGAAUUUUGGAUACUUGUAAUCACUGGCGCCAUCUUUGGCGGAAUUCACUGUUCCGCGUGGUCCUUCCCUUUUCCGACACACGCGGAAUCACUUAUAUGGCGCAUUUGUGCAGUAUAUAUUACGGUAGCACCUGCUCUUGGCCCCGGUGCAGUAGAAAUAUUGACCAGCACAAGGUUUCAGUCUUACCAAUUCCACGGAGACAGAGUGUUUGGUUUGGCCGCUGCGACGAUUUAUGUCGUCGCCCGGAUUAUCCUCUUCGUACUGACGUUCGCAUCCCUCCGCUCUCCUUCUGCUUCUCUAUAUCGAACGCCAUCUUGGUCUUCCUUUAUUCCCCAUCUCGGAUAA